AUGUCAUUCAACGUCAACUGGGAAUCUCUAGAUACAGAUUCCUUAAUCAACUGGACCAAAGACCUUUUAACUUCCGCUUUAAAUUCAGGUAAAACUCCAAAUAUCUUAGCAUCAAAUAUUCAAAUUAAAGAUUUAAAUUUUGGUAAAAUAGCUCCAAAUUUCGAAAUCUUAGAAAUUGGUGAAUUAGAUUCUGAUCGUUUCAGAGGAAUCUUUAAAAUCAAUUAUGAUGGUGAUUUCCAUUUAACUUUACAUACCAAUGUUCAAGCUAAUCCUUUAAAUAUUUAUUAUUCAAAUAGUUUGGAAUAUGAAAUUAAUGAAUCAAAUCCAUUUAUAACUCCUCAAUUUCUUUUAUCAAAUGAACAAUUCGCUUUACCUUUGGAUUUAAAAUUAAGUGAUAUUAAAAUAAGUGGAAUUGGAAUCAUUGUAUUUUCAAAAUCAAAAGGUUUAACUAUGGUUUUUAGAAAUGAUCCCUUGGAUUCUAUAAAAGUAAGUUCAACUUUUGAUACUGUUCAAGUAUUGGCUAAUUUCUUACAAAAUCAAAUUGAAAAUCAAAUUAGAGAUUUAUUUAGAGAUACUUUACCUACUUUAAUUCAUCAAUUUAGUUUAAAAUAUCUUGAUUUAGAUAAAUUAAAUGAAUUUGCAACUAUGUCAACCAAUCAUGAACAAAAACAAUCUACUCAAACCUCAAAUCAAUCAACUGAUGAAGUUAAUCCUGUCGGAUUACAACUUACUAAUGAAGAUGAAUCCAUCAAAACUAUCAUAUAUUCAUCCAAAAACUUACAAAAGAAUCUUAAACUUUUUAAUUCAAGAGAAACUCUUGAUUUAAAUAUUAUUAAAUUUAAAAAUGUCAUUCAAAGAUCUCAUUUAGAUAAAUUCACUAAAACUUAUCCAAAUUUAUUAAACUCAUUAUGUUCAAAUAUAAAUGAUUUAACUAUCCCUGUCAUGCCUAUCACUUCAUCUUCAACAAAUGGAAUCCCAAUUGAAUUAUUGGUGAAUAAGAAUUUUAAUAAAAUUGAUAAUAUUAUGGAAGAAAUCAGUAAUAUUCAAUCAAUUAAUUAUUAUAAAUUAAAUAAUGAAAAAUCUUCAACUACAAAUAAUAUUAAACCAACGUUGGUUAAACCCAAGAGAAGAAAAAUUAAAUAUAAUAGACAUAAGAAAGCUCCAAGUCCAACUAUUGUCCCCGCUAUUUCAAUUAUGUCAACUACUAAUACUUCCUUACCUCAAUCAGUUGAUAUUAGUCAUGCAUCUUCAUUAUACUCUACCAAUGAUUUAUUAUCAGAAACAUCUACUUUAAUCAAUAUCGAUAGUAAUUUGAAUUCAGUUCCAAUUUCAAGUGUUCAUUCUACUUUAUCUACUAAUGAUGAUAUUAUAAUCCAUCCUAAACCAAUUAGAAUCGCUCAUGAUAAAUUAUAUCAAGAGAUCUUAAAAUCAUCCGAAUCAGAUCCAUACCACCCAUCUCAUCAUCAUCAUCAUCAUUCUCAUCCUUUGAAAUCACAUACGUAUGAAACCAUUGUCGUUGCUCCUCCUCCACCUUCCACCACAUCUUUAUUAUCGGGGGUUGGAAUCGGGAAUAAUUAUUUCAAUUUUACAAAUUUAAAUAAUAGUCAAACAUCCCCAAUUAAAUCAUCGCAUGGAUCGUUAAAGGAGGAGAAGAAAUCAAUGAAUUAUAUCGAUAUUAAUAAAAUCAAUGAUAAAUUACGUAAAUUAAGUCUUGAACAAAAACAACAAAGAGAAAGAUUGAUUAAACUGCAUUAUGAAUAUUCCGGUCAUGGAUUAUUUGAAAAUGCUCCUACAACUUUAGUUCAACCUCCUCCUCCCUACUAUCAUUGA
Scheffersomyces coipomensis is the source of this 1830-nucleotide messenger RNA. RefSeq names its product ERMES complex subunit (gene MDM34). Gene Ontology annotation, molecular function: lipid binding. NCBI's taxonomy places the organism in Eukaryota, Fungi, Ascomycota, Pichiomycetes, Serinales, Debaryomycetaceae. Gene Ontology annotation, biological process: mitochondrion organization; phospholipid transport. The record is from RefSeq and is a predicted model, not a curated record. The transcript has a single exon. Gene Ontology annotation, cellular component: ERMES complex. The coding region runs from base 1 to 1830 and encodes 609 amino acids.